GGGCAGUGUUUCCAUAGCAAAAGAGAAGCAGGUCCAGAUGCCACGCGCCUUAAGUCCGGUCAUCUUUCGGUAUGCAAAUUAGCCACGCGUGCCUGAUACAAUCAGCAAUAGGUAAUAAAUAAUAAACUCUGCACAUAAGACGAGCAGCAAAAGUAAGAUAAUUUCUCUAUUUGUGACAAAUUCGUAAUAUUCACACUCAUGAUUCUUACAAAAAUGUUUUUACAAGCAAUAUUUUGUCUCAUUCAAUUUAAAUAUAUUGUUUAUUAUAUUUAUCUAUUCAUUCCUUAAAAUAAAAUAACACUAAAAACCCACAAAAACUAACUUUCUACCUAUUUUGUAAUGAUGUAAUGUAAGCUAUAGGUACCUAUAGCGCCUACGUAGGCUUAUACAAUAAAUAUAAACAUUACUUUUUAGUGUGUUCAUUUUUUUGGCAUGUCAUCUGAUUAUUAAAGUUGAACAAUAGUAAAAAAGAUCAAACUUUGAUCCUUUCUUAGACUUCUACAGAUGUCAUGCAUGUCUAAAGGCACGCGUCUUGGAUAGUCCGUUUCUUUUUUUGUUCUGACCAGCCAAUCAGAUCGCGCGGUGGAAACGCGUGCCACUGUCGCACUAUAAGUACUGGUCGCGUGUCAGGGUUGUACUCACUCUUCUCGAUCCACUAUAUACUGUAUAUCUUAAACGGCCAAAGUCUACUUAUUCAAAGCCAGCAUGGUUAUUGAAGGGAAAUCUCUGUCUGAAGCUCUGCUGUCUGCCAAGGCAGAGGGUCGACUUACUGUUGGUGUCUAUGAAAGCGCACAAAUAAUGAACGAGGACCCCGACAGUGUGUCUUUCUGCGUUUUGGCUACUGAUGACUUUGAGUGUGACAUCGCUCUGCAAAUCCAUUUUACUCUGAUUCAAGCCUUUUGCUUUGACAACGACAUUAGCAUCGUCAGGGUGAAUGACUUGAAACGUCUUCGAAAUCUGGUUGGUGCCAAGGGUCAGGACGCGCACUGUGUCCUUAUAACGAACCCAGCUGAUGGUUCGUGGGAAGAUCCUGCUUUAGAAAAGCUCCACCUGUUCUGCGAGGAAAGUCGCAGUUAUAACGACUGGGUUCCUGAGAUCACCCUGCCAGAGCGUUGAUCUGGAGCUUUACUCUUCUUUGCUGAGAUGUUGUAAACCUUGAGGAAUACUCUGCUCAUUCUUUGAAUCAAGGAUGAUGAUGUUUCCACAUCCCUGGAUGCUCCUGAGGAGGCUUAUCAGUCCAAGCAGCGCGAGUCAGGCCCGAGUGGCCCUCGCGGUUCUACGUCGUUUCUCGUCACGUCCAUGCCAAGAUGAUCCUCAUUCUUUAUGUGAAUGAGGUCAGGUAUGCCACGAGAGCGACACAAUGGCCCUCAUUCUUUGUGCGGAUGAGGUUUGGAGAGAAAGGAGAAGCGAGUUUUGCCUCUGUUUAUCAAAGAGCAAAUAUCGCAUGCGUUGGACACGCAGAGGACGCGGCGGUGCGUCGAAGCAACGUUUUUAAAAAAUGGACUUUAACAUCACCGACGUUUUUAAAAAUGUAAUUGUUGCACAAUAUAACGUACCUUAUUGUCAGCAAUGUGCUUUCCACUUUCCAGAAUUGUCUUAUACUCUAAAGGUUUCACUUUAGAAAAAUUUAUAUGACAGAAAAAGAGAAAACAAACAAAAAAGAAAGAUAAAAGUCAAUCUAAAGUUUUAACUUUAGGAUCAUAGGAAAAAAGAAAAAAAAGAAACAUAUUUAUGCUGUUUUAAAUAAUUCUAGACAAAAAAGAAAUGAAGAAAUGUUUUACUUUGUCUAA
Messenger RNA from Paramisgurnus dabryanus, 1790 nucleotides. Its product is annotated as growth arrest and DNA damage-inducible protein GADD45 gamma. The record is from RefSeq and is a predicted model, not a curated record. Gene Ontology annotation, cellular component: nucleus; cytoplasm. Gene Ontology annotation, biological process: regulation of cell cycle. NCBI's taxonomy places the organism in Eukaryota, Metazoa, Chordata, Actinopteri, Cypriniformes, Cobitidae.